UCAAACUAGCUGCACUUGCUGUACACAGCUCAUUUAAAGGGUGGUCAAAGUAACUCAAGUACUUUGGCCAUCCACGCUCCUGUUCGGUGUGACAUCAGUUGACUAUUUUGGCUGAUUUGUUACCUCUUUACAAAAAAUAAAAUGGAGUGCAUCCGAAGCUUUUGCGGAAAGUGCUGGCAUUCUUGUAUCCACAGAAGAAAUGUGUUAACCCUUUUAAGUCUGACAGGUGUUUUCCUGGGUGUAGGUAUGGGUGCAAUUUUGAGGACCUACGCCAAGCUGACAAAGUUUCAAAGAAUCUAUAUCGGCUUCCCAGGAGAAAUACUGAUGCGGAUGCUUCAGUUGGUCACUCUUCCUCUCAUUGUGUCAAGUGUGAUAAUGGGAGUUUGUGGUGUAAGUGUUGGCAUAUCCAGAAGAAUCCCUGCGCGAGCGAUAAUAUACUUUGUCUCAACCACUGUUUUGUCUGUAGGUGUAGGAAUAUUGUUGGUAGUGGUGAUCAAGCCUGGGGUCAGUCAUGACACUGUUUUUGAUGAUGACGAUGAUGAAGCCUUCUCAACAGUCGAUGUCUUGUUGGAUCUAAUAAGAAAUAUGGUGCCAAAAAACUUGGUUCUGUCAAGCUUUAAACAGUACAAGACCCAGAAGGUGUUGGUGAACAUUGAAUCAGACAAUAACAAUUCUACCUCUGACACGGAAGAGACGCAAGUACGUCUAGUGGGCAAAUACAGUGAUGGACUUAAUACACUGGGGGUGAUUGGAAUGUCUUUUAUUUUUGGCCUGGCCCUCCGGAACAUGGGUGAAACAGGGAAACUCCUCGUGGAUAUCAUCAACGCCGUUAACGAAGCCACCAAGGAAGUGGUUAAGAUGAUAAUUGGCUUUUUGCCUAUAGGAGUAAUGUUCAUGACUGCAAGUUACGUCAUUGAGGUUGGGGAAAAGUGGGAUGCUGUCCUCAAACUGGGAAAGUUUACGGCAGUGGUUAUUACUGGGCUGUUCAUCCAUGCAGGAGUAAUUUUACCACUGAUCUAUGUCAUGUUUGUGAGACAAAACCCCUUUCCCAUCAUAAAAGGCGUUUCUCCGGCCUUGCUGAGGACCUUGCUCAUCUCACGCAGCCAUGCAGUCUCACUGACUUAUACGUGCUGUGAGGAAAUAAUCAAGGUUGACAAAAGAAUCUCUCACUUCAUGCUGCCUAUUGGGAUCAAUGCCAAUAUGGAUGGAACAGCCCUUUAUGAAGUAGCUGCGGCAGUUUUCAUUGCCCAGCUUAAUAGCAUGAGAUUAAACUGGAGCCAGCUAUUUACCAUUGGUGUGACGGUGGCAGUGUCUGCUAUAGGAGAAGCAGGAAUCCCGGCUACUGGAACGGCGACGACUCUCUUCAUUUUGACAGUAGUUGGGAUUCCCGUGAGGGAUGCUUCCCUUUUGCUGGUUAUAGAAUGGUUGCUAGAUCGCUGCAAUGGUACUGUUAAUGUUCUGGGAGACUGUGUUGGUGUGGCGCUCGUACAGCAUCUGUCAAGACAAGAACUGCAAAAAAUGGACGAGCUAGGAAUUCAGCAUCCCAGAGACCGGACAUCAAAAUGUGACAUUGAGGAUAUCCAUUCAGCCUCUACCAGCAGCCACUAGGUUGUUACGUCGACACAAAAGCCAAAUGAGCUGCCUGGGGUUGUCCUGUAACCGCAACUUGAAGGAUAUUUUCCUUGGGAACAUGGACUGCAGUGGAGCAUAAUUUUGUGUUGUUGUUAUUCUGUUACUCUUUUAUUAAAUUUAAUUUAUUUUUAUGGGUUCUUGGAAAUAAGCCCCAAUGAAUUGUUUGAUAUAUUUGGAGUCCAACUGAUCAAAUGCAGUAUUUAUGUAUUUAUUGCUUGGAUUUAUUUCCCAUCUUGUAUUUGUGUGUAUUUUGUCUUGUUUGUGCAGCAUAAAAAGAUGUAGCCUGGAAAUUAAUUGUAAUUUAUACAAA
Messenger RNA from Oreochromis aureus, 1942 nucleotides. Its product is annotated as excitatory amino acid transporter 3-like. Gene Ontology annotation, cellular component: plasma membrane. Lineage: Eukaryota; Metazoa; Chordata; Actinopteri; Cichliformes; Cichlidae. Gene Ontology annotation, molecular function: glutamate:sodium symporter activity; L-cysteine transmembrane transporter activity; L-glutamate transmembrane transporter activity. The record is from RefSeq and is a predicted model, not a curated record. The transcript has 13 exons. The coding region runs from base 142 to 1608 and encodes 488 amino acids. Gene Ontology annotation, biological process: L-glutamate transmembrane transport.